AUGGUCGACGGCCAGGGCCGGUUGGCCGCCUUCGUAUGCCUGGCCCUUUUCUGGGUUCCUGCUCAAUGCUACGGCAGCUGCCUCCAUUUGCGUUCCUCGUGCCUUCGCUCCGCCGACUGCCGCCCAUUUCUCGACAAAUUCGAGCGCUCUUGCGGAUAUAAUGUUGACCGCUGUACCGGCUCGUCGCCGUCAGACUGCGUGCAUACGCUGCGGCAACUCCGGGCACACUUCAACCACAAGACCUGCAUCUGCUACGAAGCGCUGGGCAGCCAAGCACAAUGCGAAUGGUUCCGACAAGCAAUGUACAGCAACCCGUGCGAGAAGCGGCUGGUGGAUGUCGGUGAAGAGCGGCGUAUCACCAACCCGGAAGAAUAUUUCCACUACGAAGUUGAUGCACAUACGGUAUCCAUCAUUGACGGAGUGACGCAGCCAUCGACCCCCAAGCGCACCACGCGGUCCCCAAUCCAGGAUCGGAUUCGGGAAUGGAAGCAGCAGCUCAGUGGAGAUCUCGAGACGAAAGCUGUCAUCCGGAAAUUGACGUGCAAUGAGGCAUUGCGAGAGGUAUGCCUACGGCACGUCUCCUGCAAACAGCUCUGGCGUCUUUUUCGCGAAAACUGCGAUGUUGACGGGGAAAAUAACUGUCGUAUGCAGCAUCGGGAAACCUGCUGGCAAUCGUUCGAGGGAUUGACGUGGACCGGACUCGGCUCGUGCCACUGUGACGGCAACCAUUCUGACUGCCAUUGGAUCCGGCUGCAUACAAACUACAAUAAGUGCAUAUACGAAAUCUCACAAAGCGGCGAAUUUCCCGCGUUCUCCGGGGUCGAGGGGAGGGCAAAAGCUGCCGGGGGGCCGCCGAUUAGCCCUCCAGCCCCUGUGCCUCCGCCAUCUGGGCCAACAAUCACCGGAAGUGACGAGGAUUCGAUUCAGAUCGACGUCUCAGAUGAAUUGGGAGCAGUUCCGACUACACCAAGGGCAAAGCAAAUCCCAACCACGUUGGCGCAGCCGGUUAUCAAGCCGGUGAGACCGUCGUCAUGGGCCCAUCCCCAGCCGACAGUCAAGGAGGCUGGGCAGCAAAAUGGAAAUCGUGGCCAGGCCGAGGAUGAGCGGAUACGGUACCGGUCCCAAGAUGUAUCACGGAAUCCCUCAACGUCACAGGGCCGAAUUACGACACCGGAGUUCCGAGCCCGCGUGCAAGCCUACCAAACUGUGGCCGUGCAGCAGCCAACCCGCCCUCCUCCAACUUCACCGCCUUUUGAUGGGCCCACCCGAGCACACGUCGAGUUCCAGGCCCUUCUUGGGCGCCCGCCCCGGUCAUCGUGCCAAGAUGCGAAGCGCCUCUGUAUCGCCGACGGGGAGUGCAAGUGGCACCUGGCGGAGCUGAACGUGCGCUGCGCCGCGAGGGGAUGCCAGCGCUCGGCUUGUUCGGACGCGCUGCACCGUUUCACCUACUACGUGCCGCGGGCCCUGGCCGAGCCGUUGAUGUUCUGCCACUGUGCAGCCCACGAUGAGGAAUGCCUCGAACAACAGUCACUCUUCUACCCGAAAUGCCUCUAUUCAUCAUCAGCCGGGAGUCAGAUGCGAACGUGUAAGGAAGUAGUCGAUGAAUGUAGAACGGAUCCCCGUUGCAACCAACUGCGCUACUCGGUCGAUAGCGUGUGCCCCGUUUCGAAGGGCUCGUGUGCCACCGACCAAUUGGAUCAUUGCAGACAAACACUACUCCGAUCUCGCGGUUCCCUCCUUGAAUCGCCAUGCUUUUGCCCGAUAUCGGAUAUGGAAUGUUUGAGCUUGCAGAACACCAUGAUUCCGAAUAAUCCUUGUAUCGAAAAGGCAAUGCUCGACUACUCGCGCAUCAUGGGCUACAUGAAGCCGCAGCGGGCCCACGUCGACACAAAUCGCGUGCAGGCGACGGAUCAGGACCAAAAGGUUGAGUACACGGAAAGGCCGCGCGAACCCGAACCCCGAAGAAGACCGGAAACCACGGCCGCUCCGAAAAGAACGAGGCCUACUACCACAACAACCACCACAACCACUGUGAAGCCGACGAUGCAUGUUCCGAAAAAGCAGAAAGUCGAGGAACGGAAGCCAAAAACGACUCCCACCUCCGAGGCUGAUGAUGAUGUCCUGGUGACGAGGCCCGAUCCGCAACUCGAAUAUACCAGAAUCGGCUGGGUUUUCGGCCAGGAUGAGGCCGAACGUCGUCAAAACAUGGAGGCACAAGAAGACCGAUCCUCCGAAACGACCCGAGAGCAGCAGCUCGAGCGCCAGAAGCAACGAACCCAAGAACUCCUGCAUGCGAUGCGGGAGAAGGAGGAGCGAGCAAAGGCUGAGCGACACCGGUCCAAAGCUCAUCCAACGGAGCCGGAGCCCACAGUUGAUAGCUCAAGCGAAGGUGCUGAAGCCGUCAAGGACGCAGAGCGCCUCCAAAAGACAAUCCCCCGCCAAAAAGCCCAGAGGACAACCACCGCUGCCCCCCGGCCCGGAUUGACGAGCUCUGAACGGCCACCUUGGGUCUCCACUACGCCUACAACCGAGCCCAAAACUACGGAAUAUGUAACGAUAGCGCCUCCAGCGACGCAGGAUAACUGUUCGAUCAAGCACGCCAACGGCAAAGACCUUUUCGUGCAUGUCGGGGCCAUCGUUCGAAAAUAUACGGAUUGGGCGGGCCGAUGUUCCACUUGGUGCGAAUGUACGGAUGUCGACCAGUUGAAUUGUGAGAAGCUGGACUGCCAUGAGGACUCAAAAUGCCCGGCUCCGCUCACAAAAAUGGAAUUCGGCGACCGCCUCUACCUGCAAGGGCGCGGAGCCUGCAUGUGCGAGAAUGCUGUCUUUGUCUGCGACACGCCCGAAGAGCCGCCAGAAGUCCGACCGGGCCUCUACAUCUUUGCCGGCUACUCCCUGGCGGACCUCGAGCUGCUGCGCAAGAACAUUGAGCACGAUGUACUCGAACGAGCCGGAAUGCUAUCCUCCGACUUCGGCAAGGACAUUGCCGCCCAACUGCAGUGGGCCCUUGAGCGCCAGCUGCCGGAGACGCUCAAAUGCCGGAUCGUGAUGCAAGAGGGGCUGGUGGAGGAGGGGAAUGUCAUCUACCAAAUCGAGCUGCUCAGCGACAACAUGUUCCUGAACGACACGAAGGUCAUGUGGCGAUCAGAUGGCGUGGAGAAGGCAUGUUCCUCCUACGUCCGUCGGCUUGUCGACAGCUUCGCCCUCGACGAAAGCCCUCGUUUCCAGUUAAUUCUGUCCACUGUCAAACAGUUGCGUUUCGUCGACACGCUUGACGCAUUGCCCGUGAUUUCCGCGUCAACCCCCCGCCUCCCUCUAUCCCUACUCCCAAUUAUUCUCCUGCUCAACACAUUGCGGUUUUUGAGGUGG
Messenger RNA from Mesorhabditis spiculigera, 3369 nucleotides. NCBI's taxonomy places the organism in Eukaryota, Metazoa, Nematoda, Chromadorea, Rhabditida, Rhabditidae. The record is from the annotation of a GenBank genome assembly.